AUGUUGACUCUUCUGUCAAAAGUUUGCAUUGCGCAAAUUCUGGUAAAGUAUAAUUCUGUCGCACCUCAUGUUCUUGACAGCACCAUCUCCAUCGGUAGCUUAAGGUUGGUAUGUUCAUUUAAUAACACGAGUGUUGCUUGCAGCUGGCAUGCUGUUAUUUUCGUUGAAGAACUCGCCAGUUUUGUAGAUCAAAGCCAAUUAGUAUUUCAUCAUUCGAUAAGUGCUGUUGAACCGUUUGGUAACAAAGUGCCAAACCGUGCUGUUUCCGAUUCUAGGUCUGCUGUUGUAAGUGUAAACGCUCCCAGAGGAAAGGCUUGUGAGUGCAUUCUGAGUAUCACUGCAUGUAUUUCGUUCUCAUCUGCAAAAUCGUCUGCUUGUGCCAUAAAUUUGCCAAUUUUGAUCUAUUAA
This is a messenger RNA of Vavraia culicis subsp. floridensis, 408 nucleotides long. RefSeq lists its product as uncharacterized. The transcript has a single exon. The coding region runs from base 1 to 408 and encodes 135 amino acids. NCBI's taxonomy places the organism in Eukaryota, Fungi, Microsporidia, Pleistophoridae. The record is from RefSeq and is a predicted model, not a curated record.